Messenger RNA from Synchiropus splendidus (mandarinfish), 480 nucleotides. RefSeq names its product transcription factor HES-7.1-A-like. Gene Ontology annotation, molecular function: RNA polymerase II cis-regulatory region sequence-specific DNA binding; DNA-binding transcription factor activity, RNA polymerase II-specific; protein dimerization activity. Gene Ontology annotation, biological process: anterior/posterior pattern specification; regulation of neurogenesis; regulation of transcription by RNA polymerase II. The transcript has 4 exons. The coding region runs from base 1 to 480 and encodes 159 amino acids. NCBI's taxonomy places the organism in Eukaryota, Metazoa, Chordata, Actinopteri, Syngnathiformes, Callionymidae. Gene Ontology annotation, cellular component: nucleus. The record is from RefSeq and is a predicted model, not a curated record.
AUGAAGCUGAUCUCAGAGCAGAGCAGACACACCGACAGAAAGAUCCUCAAACCGCAAGUGGAGAAGCGGCGCAGAGAGAGGAUGAACCGAAGCCUGGACAACCUGAAGACCCUGCUGAUGCUGCAGGAGCAGAGUCAGCGUAGAGUGGAGAAAGCUGAGAUCCUGGAGCAGACUGUGGCCUUCCUGCACAACCACCACAAACGCUCCUUCCACGACGGCUUCUCCUCCUGCCUGCAGAUGGCGACUCGCUUCCUGGGACCUGACAGGAAGGAUGUGGAUUCAUCCAUGGUGGCUCGACUCUCACAGCCAGACUCUUCCAAGGAUCAUAAAAGUGGCGCGUUUGUCUUCGGCUCCCGCCAGAAACAUCCGGACACAAGGGCUGCAGCGUCACACGAAGCCAGCCGGAACGACAAAUGUCCCCUCGUCAUGAGAGAGUACCUCAAAGGCUUCGGAGGUGUGAACAUCCGUUCGGCGGUGUGA